This is a messenger RNA of Miscanthus lutarioriparius, 1131 nucleotides long. The record is from the annotation of a GenBank genome assembly. Lineage: Eukaryota; Viridiplantae; Streptophyta; Magnoliopsida; Poales; Poaceae.
AUGCUGCAAUGGAGAAUGGAGAAUGGAGAUGGAAUUAGGUUCCUAAAGAAACUUAAUCUAAUCACUAGAGAUUUGUUUAUAAUUAAUCUUUGUGAAAUAAGCAAGGAUCAGGCAGCAGAAAUUGAACUUACGAAGAAGGAUAUUUUUUGUCUGUCUCUGACAUGGUCUAAAGACAUAUUUCAAUUGCCGGAACCAGUCCACAACGAUGAGAUAGAAGUGUUUGAAGCAUUACACCCUCCCACCAAUAUCAAAUAUGGGCGCCUCAAUUGUUAUCCAGGUGAAUACCUUCCAAGCUGGUGUCAUGGUUCUUAUGACCCUACCAUUUUCUCAUCAUUAACAGAGAUAAUGGUUAUAGGCUGCCCGAAGUUAUCAAGCCUUGAACAGUUUCUACAGCCAGCUUAUAUGCCUGCCAUCAAGAUAAUGAUGAUUAAAGAGUGCACAAGUUUGGAAUCUAUACCAGUAGAAAGGUUUGGGGGUUUGCCUUCCCUUGAAGAACUGAAGGUGACCAAUUGUCCAAAGAUCAACUCACAAUGUCUAUUGGCCCCGUCCCUAAAGAAGCUUUCUUUGGAAGAUCCUGGGAAUCUUGAAAAUGAUAUUGAUUGCCGUUCCCUGACCACCAUUAAUUUAUCAAACUACCAUCUGGCAUCUCUAACAUUCAAUAGAGAAAAGCUCCCACUGCUCACUGAACUAACCAUUGGAGAAUGCAGAGAGCUAGAGACACUUAAUGGGGGUUGGCCUAUUCUGAAGAGCUUGUCCAUUAUGCUUUGUCCACGUCUCAAAUGGGAAAAUGGAAUAGUGUUACCAUCAUCCCUCCAAAGCCUCCACUUAUGGGAUCGUGGUUAUUUUUCUGUGAGGUGUCUGGAGAACCUCACAUCCCUCAAUUCACUGGUGAUGACAGUAUGCAAACACAUAGAGUACAUUCCACGUGACUUGUGGAGCAGUAAUCUCAAAUCACUCCAGAAAUUAACUAUUAAGCACUGUGAAGACGUUGUAUCAAUUGGUGGACAAGAAGUGAUUGCACACAUACCAAAAGUGGACAUUCAAAACUGCCCAAACUUGAAGGAAGUACAGCAACCGCUGUUGAGAGGCUAUCCGUUUAGGUUCAGGUUCUUCUCGUGUAAUAAAUUAUGA